GCUGUACCAGGCCCCAAUGACCGUCGACCAUCUCCUUGCCCAUACAGAAGGGGAGGAGAAACGCAUCUUGGAUUGUGGAUGUGGAAGCGGAGAAUGGUUAGUGCAUAAUGAUGGCUGGAAAAUUAUUCUGACCAUUGCAAUUAAGGAUGAUCGAAAUGGCGAGGAAAUUCCCUCAUGCAGAGGUUGUAGGCAUUGAUCUCGCGCCGGGGCUCAUCUGGGAAUUGAUGCCCCCUAAUUGCCGAGUUGAAUUUGAUGAUGUCAAUCAGCCAUUGACACAUUUCGAUGGAAGCUUCGACGUGGUCCACGCUAGAUCAUGUUCUCUGGGUAUCAACGAUUAUGAACAAUUCUUGGACAGGAUGGUACAAUGGUUGAAACCAGGUGGUAUAUUAUUGUUGGUCGAGAGCCCCCUCCGGUUGGCAAACCUGGCAAUCAACGGGGAAGAUCCCGAGGGCCAGUUCAUGGAGUUGUUUGAGUGGGUGGAAGACGUCAUCGAAGGCAACGGAUCAGAUGUCAGAGCCAUCGAUGACUUGCAAAGGUUUGUGGAAGAGCAUCCACUCUUGGAAAAUAAGGAGUCCUUCAUCAUGACCAUCCCGGUUGGCCAAUGGGGAGGUGAGGACGUUGGGCUCCUUAUGCAAGAGAAUUUCACAAAAUUGGUGCAUGCUCUGAGACCUGUCCUCCUCAGAGCAGGGAGUCCUCCGCCAAUGGUGGACCAGUGGGUGACAUCGGUUGAAGAAGCGCUCCGUUCCCCUCCAGCACGGUUCGUCUCGCGAUGGGCAUAUUGUUGCGCAACACGUGUGAUGGGCCCCAACAUGGCAGAGGAAGACGAAGCACCUGGAGGGUAAGAGGAGAGGGGAAGGAAGAGACUAUCAUCAGACGCGACGAAUAUCUCAACUCUCACCCGCAGUGGCUCCUACGUCCGGCGCACUGCCCAGAUGUUAACAGAAGGGCAUAGUUUCGACCACGUCGUUAGGUCCGAACUCCAAGGCAACAAUGGUCCGGAGCCAUCGGGCGAAGAUCAAAAUAUACCCAGGGGCGCUCGAAGAGUGCCGCGAUCAGAUUACCGAAAUGUAAUUUCUCCAAAAAGAUUUGAAUCCCAGUAGCAAUA
Cantharellus anzutake is the source of this 1105-nucleotide messenger RNA. RefSeq names its product S-adenosyl-L-methionine-dependent methyltransferase. NCBI's taxonomy places the organism in Eukaryota, Fungi, Basidiomycota, Agaricomycetes, Cantharellales, Hydnaceae. The transcript is spliced from 13 exons. Bases 147 to 842 code for a protein of 231 amino acids. The record is from RefSeq and is a predicted model, not a curated record.